AUGACGCUAACUCACUCCCAGGUUUUUGAAUCGUGGGGCGCUUCUACUUUCUUAGAAUCAAGUCCCGGUGCGGAUAUUGCAGGAAGUCCGGAAGAUGAAGGAGAGGACCCUCAUUCAACAGCACAGAAAUGUGAGGAGGACAUCAAAGGCGUGGGGAAUCGCUCACCAUACAUCGAUCCUCAUCGAUUGGAGAAAGAGGACGACUUGAGUCUGGCUAAGGAUCUACUUGAUUUGAGGAAGUAG
Molecule: messenger RNA, 243 nt
Organism: Penicillium cinerascens
Lineage: Eukaryota; Fungi; Ascomycota; Eurotiomycetes; Eurotiales; Aspergillaceae
Exons: 1
Coding region: 1-243 (80 amino acids)
Source: RefSeq, a predicted model, not a curated record